Messenger RNA from Trifolium pratense (red clover), 1179 nucleotides. RefSeq names its product rust resistance kinase Lr10-like. NCBI's taxonomy places the organism in Eukaryota, Viridiplantae, Streptophyta, Magnoliopsida, Fabales, Fabaceae. The coding region runs from base 286 to 1119 and encodes 277 amino acids. The transcript has a single exon. The record is from RefSeq and is a predicted model, not a curated record. Gene Ontology annotation, molecular function: protein kinase activity; ATP binding. Gene Ontology annotation, biological process: protein phosphorylation.
GUCUUAUUGGUUAGUGCAGUUUAUCAUAUUUAUGACUCUUACGUACUGAAGAAAGCAAAACAAGCAAUCAUAGAAAAUUUUUUAGAAGACUAUAAAGCUCUUAAGCCUACGUGAUACUCUUAUGUAGAAAUUAAGCGAAUCAAAAAUAACUUUGGAGACAAGUUAGGAGAAGGAGCAUAUGGAAAUGUAUAUAAAGGAUGCAUUUCAAAAGAAUUCAGUGUUGCCGUGAAGAUACUCAAUGUUUCUGAAGGAAAUGGGCAAGACUUUCUCAAUGAAGUUGGUACAAUGGGUAGAAUCCACCAUGUUAAUAUUGUUCGAUUGAUCGGUUUUUGUGCAGAUGGCUUUAAAAGAGCUCUAAUUUAUGAAUUUUUACCAAAUGGUUCGCUGCAGAAGUUCAUAAAUUCACCAGAAAACAAGAAAAACUUCCUUGGUUGGAAAAAAUUGCACGAAAUUGCUUUAGAUAUAGCUAAAGGAAUUGAGUAUCUUCAUCAAGGUUGUGAUCAACGCAUCCUCCAUUUCGAUAUCAAACCACAAAAUGUGUUACUUGACCAUAAUUUUAUUCCAAAAAUAUCUGACUUUGGUCUAGCUAAAUUAUGUGCAAGGGAUCGGAGCAUGGUGUCAAUGACCACAGCUAAAGGAACUUUGGGAUACAUUGCUCCCGAAGUGUUUUCAAGGAACUUUGGAAACGUGUCUUACAAAUCAGAUGUUUAUAGUUAUGGAAUGAUGUUGCUUGAAACAAUAGGAGGGAGGAAAAUCACAGAGGACUUAGAGGAAAACUCUAGUCAUGUUUACUAUCCAGAAUGGAUUUAUAAUCUUAUAGAUGAUCAAGAGGAAAUGAGAAUUCAUGUUGAUAAUGAAGGGGAUGAAGAAAUUGCAAGAAAAAUGGGCAUUGUGGGACUUUGGUGCAUUCAGUGGCAUGCUAUGGAUAGACCAUCAAUGCAAAUGGUGGUUCAGAUGUUGGAAGGAGAUGUAGACAAAACUCCAAUACCUCCCAAUCCUUUUGCUUCUCAAUCUAGACAGCCUAGGAGAAAUGGUGCAACUGCAACUACUAGACAACUAACCCAAGAUUUAGAUGUAAUUCAAGAGUUAGAUGACUUGCCAUUGCUAAAUCUGUGUUAAUACGACAUUCGGCAAAUAGUAAGGUGGAUGACCUUCUCAUCUCAUCCAUAGUUUAUUAUA